Chroicocephalus ridibundus (black-headed gull) is the source of this 576-nucleotide messenger RNA. It is a transcript of the gene ARL14EPL, whose product is annotated as ADP ribosylation factor like GTPase 14 effector protein like. Gene Ontology annotation, cellular component: intracellular membrane-bounded organelle. The transcript has 3 exons. The record is from RefSeq and is a predicted model, not a curated record. NCBI's taxonomy places the organism in Eukaryota, Metazoa, Chordata, Aves, Charadriiformes, Laridae. The coding region runs from base 1 to 471 and encodes 156 amino acids.
AUGAGUGAUCACGCAGAAGAAAACUGCAAGAAAAGCAUUUCUGCCCAGGUAACAUCUGCAGAAGGAAAUUUCUCUCCUAACAACUGCUCAAUAACACAAAAACAAUUGCAACAACUUGAGAAACAAUUAAAAUCCUUAGUCUUUCAAAAUCCAGGACCUCAGGUAGCUGAGUUCAAUCCUGAAGCUAGAGAACAGAAGAAGAAAGCGUGCAUGUUACAGAUGAAAGAAGAUAUUUUUAAUAAGCCCAAAAUUACAAAGAAGUAUGACAAACACGGCAGGCUGCUUUGUAAUAACGUCGAUUUGUGUGAUUGCCUGGAAAAGAACUGCCUGGGUUGCUUCUAUCCUUGCCCCAAAUGCAAUUCAAACAAGUGUGGACCGGAAUGUCGCUGCAAUAGGAAAUGGGUUUAUGAUACAAUUGAGACUGAAGCUGGCAAUGUGAUAAGCACGUUGCCAUUUUCUGUCCCUGACUGAUUUUCUUCUGACAGCAAAGUUCUUCAACCUUCACAUUUUAUUAAAGGAGAUCUUGGCUUUAUGAAUUGUCUCUAGUGAAGUGCCUGGCAGUGGUGCUUGUGCUUC